CAGGCCCUCGGACUCUGUAGUGCAAUCCAUCACCGCGGGGAGCGAAACGCGGGCCUAAAGAGGGAAAGCGGCCGAGCCCGGCACAAGUCUGACAAAUGAAUUUAAAUACAUCCUAGCGGGGCGGCUCGACCGCUCAAGGCCCAAAAUGCCUACCAGACUCUCGAUGCUCAAUGCUCACAUACUGGAAACAAAACAGCGGCAUGCAGCCCGCCUGAUCGAGGCAGCACCCCUAAGCGAUGCAGGAAUGGUGAAGCGGAGAGGAGAGGAGGAGGAGGAGGAGGAGGAGGAGGGGAAGCAGGAGGAGGAGGAGACGCUGCUUCUCGCGUGGGGGCUCUCCCCGCCUAGCCCCGGCAGACGAGGCGGUCAGAGGGGGACCGUAGGAGAGGAGAGGGGGAACGCCGACGCCUGCGCGCGCAGCGCCCGCUAUCCCCCUCUGCGCCGCGCCAGUCGGGGGGCGCCUGUGGCUGGCAGCCUCCCAGGCGUCCAAGAGAUUCGACGUGGUGAUAGUGCGCUCCUGCGCGAAGCGACGCGGCCGUCGAUGUACCACGAAGUCUGCCAGGCUCCAGCAAGCCCUCGGAACAAAACGCUGCGAGGAGCCCACAGAGCUCGCCGGACAGCCAUGCAAGCCUGGAUCGGUGAGCAGCCGCAUCUCCAGACGAAGCACAUCCUUCGCUCUGAUGUGUUCAUUGCGCGGCCCCAGAGGGCCCAACUCGAAGAAAAUACGCUGGCCGAAAAAAUAAGAAGUGACGUCUGAGAUCCGGGUCGAGCUCCCGCCGCCCGAACACGAAUCCCUGAACACAAAAGCUUUGAAUCCUGGCAGCUUAGCCGCCCCGAUACGCAACACCGUAUCAAAGCAGCUAGGCAGGGAUGGCGGCACACCGCCGGCAGCCCCAAGCGCAGCCCCUCGGAGUCACGACCGCGCGCCCAGCAAGGACGGGGGGCCUCCGCGGUCUGGAGGGCUCGCCGCCAGCAGCGGCGAGCACCACCGCUGGAGCCCCGGCGGCGACAAAAUCAACGACGGCGCUGGGCCUCCGCGGCCGUGGUCGCUCCCCCACAGCAUUCGAACAACAGCAACGGCGCGCCGCGAGCCCUCCCCCGAAGCGGGCACCAGGCGGGCGCUGGCGGACAGUGGCCGAGGGGGGCAGUGAGUGCAUCUCCAAUGCGUGGCGCCGUCUCCAAGCUCGCCGGGGACAGCGCUGCCAUCCUGGCGAACGCCGGCGCCCUCAUCCCACCGUUGGGCCCCGUAGUGUCCC
Prorocentrum cordatum is the source of this 1253-nucleotide messenger RNA. The record is from the annotation of a GenBank genome assembly. NCBI's taxonomy places the organism in Eukaryota, Dinophyceae, Prorocentrales, Prorocentraceae.